Molecule: messenger RNA, 768 nt
Organism: Penicillium angulare
Lineage: Eukaryota; Fungi; Ascomycota; Eurotiomycetes; Eurotiales; Aspergillaceae
Product: Mpv17/PMP22 family protein
Exons: 6
Coding region: 1-768 (255 amino acids)
Cellular component (GO): membrane; cytoplasm
Source: RefSeq, a predicted model, not a curated record
AUGAUCGCCGCCACGAAGCGGAAAGUUCUCGAUGGACUGAAUCGUCGAUACAUUUACGGUCGCGUGCCUCUCCUCCACACGAUCAUCUUCCUCAUCGAAAUGGCAGUAGCCACUCGAAUCGCUGCCAAGUUCAAUACCUACUAUGCCGAAAAACCUGUGCUCACGACCAUGGUCACCAACGCUGUGCUUGGUGGGGUGGCUGACACGGUUGCGCAAUUAAUCACUGCGUUCCGGGCUCGCUCGCAGCAACGAACGGUGGAUGAUGAUAAUAGUUUUAUCUCAAUAGAGAUUCAUGACUUGGAUAAACAGAAACCACCCGCGAUUGGGGAAGUUGGACAUGUCCGAAGCUCCCUGCCCCCAUUCGAUUUCGAGCGCCUGACUCGCUUCAUGGCGUACGGUUUCUUCAUGGCCCCCAUACAGUUUCAAUGGUUUGGCUUCCUGUCAAGGGCAUUCCCUCUCACCAAGGCAAAUCCGACCACCCCGGUAUUUAAACGUGUUGCAUUUGACCAAUUUAUCUUUGCGCCGUUCGGGUUGGCUUGUUUCUUCACUUAUAUGACGAUUGCUGAAGGUGGAGGCAAGAGAGCUUUGACACAAAAGCUCCGAGAUGUUUAUCUUCCGACACUCAAGGCCAACUUUGUCCUUUGGCCGGCUGUGCAGAUUUUGAACUUCCGAGUCAUUCCUAUUCAGUUCCAGAUUCCAUUCGUCUCCUCCAUCGGUAUCGCGUGGACCGCAUAUCUUUCACUCACCAAUUCCUCUGAUGAAUCCUGA